Molecule: messenger RNA, 2458 nt
Organism: Mucor mucedo
Lineage: Eukaryota; Fungi; Mucoromycota; Mucoromycetes; Mucorales; Mucoraceae
Product: fungal-specific transcription factor domain-containing protein
Exons: 4
Coding region: 50-2458 (802 amino acids)
Biological process (GO): DNA-templated transcription; regulation of DNA-templated transcription
Molecular function (GO): DNA-binding transcription factor activity, RNA polymerase II-specific; DNA binding; zinc ion binding
Source: RefSeq, a predicted model, not a curated record
AAAUUUUCAAAUUUUUCUUUUUUACGUCAGCAACUUUUAAAAAACCAACAUGGGAAAAUCCAAGCAAGAACUUAAAUAUAAACGACUCAAGGUUGGACAUGCCUGUUAUGUUUGUCGUAGUAAGAAAAUAAAGUGUGACGGAUUGCGACCUUGUAUGCAGUGCAAAGCUCGCGGUCGUGUUUGUCAAUCAUCGAAUCCAGAUUCUUCAGUACUAGAAGGAACAACAGAAAGUGGUGCCAGUGAAGAUAACGAUAGCUAUAUUGAAUCCGAUGAUGACUCUAUUUUGUUCUCUCGCACGAAAAAAACAGUCAAUAACACAAAACCAAUGCAAAACGAUUCCUGGACCAGCAAUGCAUCUGAAAACCUGGAGAAAGACAAGCCUAAUCAGGUACUGAACGGGUAUCCCACAUUUGGUAAUCUUGUUCGCUGGAGAGAUGAGCCCCCUUUGCCACAAAAAUACGCAUACCCUAUUGAAAUGCCCUCUAGUGAAAUACAAAUGCAUCUAAUUGAUUUAUUUUUCAAGACCAAAUACAAGGUUACACCCAUGAUUCCUAAGCGUUUAUUCUACGAACAUCUACGUACUAAAGGGCCAGUUAUCACACCAUUGUUAUUAAAUGCCAUUUACUGCACCGUCUGCGGUCUCUCAACUUUACCAGAGGUCCCCAAGGCUAUCGUAUUUUACAAUCGCGCCAAGAGAUUACUAGACGAUUUUCUUGAUACGCCUCGCGUGAGUACAGUUGCUGCACUCUGUCUCUUGGCACUGUACGAACCUCUUCCGACAAAAUCCAAACAUAACAUGUCCGACCAACAUUGCCGUUCUUGGAUGUACAGUGGCAUGGCUUUUCGCAUGUGUCUUGAGCUUGGUUUGAAUCUAGAUACCCCACAUACGCGUGCCAACAUUUCUUUGGAAGGUGCUGAAUUCUGUAGAAGAGUUUUUUGGUCUUGUUACUGUCUUGAUAAAAUGCAAAGUACCGAAUGGGAAAGGCUAUGGUCUAUUCCUUCUUCUUUAAUAAGAACUUCCUUACCUCAAUUUUUACCGGGUGAUGAUGAUGAAGAACAAUGGAUUGUGAUGGUCUAUAAACAAAAAAUUAGACUCGCUAUCAUUGGUGAAGAAGGACUUCAGAUUCGCGCUUCCUUUACGAUUCGACAAGAUAUACCUGACAAUCGAUUAUUUGAGCAGGUGGAACAGUAUCGACAAAGGAUAUUUCAAUGGAGAGCAAAUCUAGAGUCGCCAGAGCUUUGGGGUCUAGCCCAAUUUGCCACUGUUGAGCAAGUCAUCAACGAGCCCAAGAAAUCUAGUGUCAUUUCCUAUUUAAACACGGUGUAUUACUUCAUGUUGGUAGAAACUUUCUUCUGUGUCCCCAAGAGCUUUCACCGAAAAUCACUGGAGCAAAGAAUCUAUGCCUCAUUGCUUACGAAAAGCGUAGAUGUUCUUUGCGAUGACCCUUGUCUCGUAAUCCGGUAUGAAUUCCUCGCCCAUGCUAUCAUUUGCGCUAUUCGCGUUCACUCGCUUUAUUUGAAUGAUCCAGAUCCGGAAAUCUCGCGUCAAUCCUGGGGUUUCUUUAACCAAUGUGUCAAGAUUUUACGAAACUUUCAGAAACAGGCUGUUAUUCCCGAAUGUUCAGCAGUGCUUGCUCAUCUUCCAGUCAUUUGCGAGUCAUCUCGAGAAAUUAAUCAUUCAAGUCGUUCAUCCGUCCACUCAAGCUCCUCUGCAACAUUGUAUACCGAUAACUCUCAACCUUUAUCUGAUACCCAUUAUGACACCCAGUUUCAUCAUGGUGAGACUACUGCAAUGCACCCAGCGUCUUUACAACAAGAAGCCUAUAGCCAACAUCGCACCAUAGAUCCUUAUCAAGCUGAUUUGCUGCCUGUUGUACCUUCAUUUGAUUAUCUCGAUAGUAUGCUCGAUAUCCCCCCUUACAACAGUUUGGCCGCAAUAGGUACGACGAUUGGUGUGGAUUUUGCUGAUCGUAGGCAAUUAUGGAACUAUGCUUUACAAGACGUACCAGAACAAAAAUAUGACCUGAAUUCUACCGUAAGUACACCUGACGAUACUGGCAUCACACAGCCAUCCUCCUAUACAGGCAGCACGGGAUGGGCAAGCCCAACACGGGUAUGCGGGUUUACAUGGCCCAGUAGUCCAGUGCAACAACAACAACAACAACAACAGACAAGUAGGAUAAGUCCGCAUAUGAUACAUCUAAGAUCCCCUCCUAUCGUUCCCACCAACCACCCUAUUAUAAAUUCAAGACGAGAUCAGCCAUACCAUAUAUCCACCUCGUCACCUCAAGCAGAUAUGAACACAAUUUUAAGCAACUCAUAUCCUAACCCCCCUAUGCAACAUCAUAAUUAUGUACAACAAGUCAGUCGACAACCCAUAUUACCUCUGCCGCUUGCUUAUCCAAGCAUGCCGAAUACUAUACAUAGUCUAUCCCAAAAUGUUUAUUAUCCAAACUAG